Messenger RNA from Zea mays, 939 nucleotides. RefSeq lists its product as uncharacterized. The coding region runs from base 41 to 811 and encodes 256 amino acids. The record is from RefSeq and is marked validated. Lineage: Eukaryota; Viridiplantae; Streptophyta; Magnoliopsida; Poales; Poaceae. The transcript has a single exon.
CGGCAUUCUCUUGUUUGUCCAUUGCACAUGCACGCGCUCAAUGGCAACGGAGGAGCGGCGAUUAAUGGAUCUGGCACGGACUGUGCCGGCGAUCCUCCUGCUCGUCGGCACCUCGGGAAAGGCCGUCGCGAGCAUCAAGUGCGCCCGCGAGCUGUUCGCCGGGAAGCAGUGGGGCUUCGAUGACUCCGACGACCCCGAGUCUCCGCCCUCCAACACCGACCGAGGCGGAAACUGCAGCGUCGGCGAACCCAUGGAGACGUCCACCGGAGGAGACGACGAUCACAACGGCAGCGCCGUACCCUGGAAGACCACCCGCGGCAGCCAGUCCCAGACGAGGCUUCCAUCUUGGGCCGUGGUGCAACACGGCGGCUACUGGGCCAACAUCCUCGCCUUCGCGCUGUCCCCCGUAGAGGGCCACCUCCCCGUCGCCUACCGUGAGAUCACGCGCCUCGUCUCGCUCCACGCCGAGGCCGGCCACGUCUUCGUCAACUGCGCCGAGGGCCUCGGCCUCAAGCCCCACCCCGCCGCGCCGUGGGAGCGGUGGAUGGACCUCCGGGAGGCGGCCGUCUGCCACGCCCACGACGCGCUGCUGGCGCUGAGCUCCGCCGCGGCGGCAGCCACGGCAGCCGAGGACUUCCUCCGGUGGCAGUUCCCCGAGUCCCCGCGCGGGAAAGGGUGGUGGUCGGCGGCGCGGCAGCUCGUGGAAGACGCCUGGCGCAGCCUCGGCGAGGCCAAGAACGCGGCGAGGCUCAUGGACAACGCCGUGCUCUGCGAGUUCUUCACCACCUGGAUGAUUCUGACGCGCGCUUAACUGAAGGCGCAUUGCUGAUGGCGACGCCCCUGCGUCCUUUUGCAACUCGUUAUUACUCCAGUACUUGUGCUCCAAUUUCAUUCGAUUUCUGUGUGCACAUUUGAAUAAGUGGUUCUUUGCUGGUACAA